AGGCCGGAAGUGUGCGAGGACGGAGGGAGAGGCGUGAGUGGCUGCGGGCGUGCGCUUCCGGCCAGUGCGUCGACGUCGGCCGGCCGCGGAGGGCUCCUCGGCAGGCUCUUCGGCCAGCACCUUACGCACCCCGCUGGCUCGCAGGCCUUGGGUCUCCGCUCAUCUCGCCGUAGGCCGUGACGACAUGAGCAGCAAAGAAGGAUCAGGAGGGUUCAGGAAAAGGAAGCACGACAAUUUCCCACAUAACCAGAGAAGAGAAGGGAAGGAUGUUAAUUCAUCUUCACCUGUGAUGUUGGCCUUCAAAUCAUUUCAGCAGGAACUUGAUGCAAGACAUGAUAAAUAUGAGAGACUUGUGAAACUUAGUCGGGAUAUAACUGUUGAAAGUAAAAGGACAAUUUUUCUUCUCCAUAGGAUUACAAGUGCUCCUGAUAUGGAAGAGAUAUUGACUGAAUCAGAAAUUAAGUUGGAUGGUGUUAGACAAAAGAUAUUGCAAGUAGCCCAAGAGCUCUCAGGAGAAGACAUGCAUCAGUUUCAUAGAGCCAUUACUACAGGACUACAGGAAUAUGUGGAGGCUGUCUCUUUUCAACACUUCAUCAAAACACGAUCACUUAUCAGUAUGGAUGAAAUUAAUAAACAAUUGAUAUUUACAACAGAAGAAUGUGGAAAAGAAAAUAAGACCCCCUCCUCUGACGGACAGGAUAAGCAGUUUGGUACUUGGAGACUGAAAAUCACACCUGUUGAUUACCUCCUGGGAGUGGCUGAUUUAACUGGAGAGUUGAUGCGGAUGUGUAUUAACAGUGUGGGGAAUGGGGACAUUGACACCCCCUUUGAAGUGAGCCAGUUUUUACGUCAGGUUUAUGAUGGAUUUUCAUUCAUUGGCAAUACUGGACCUUAUGAGGUUUCUAAGAAGUUGUAUACCUUGAAACAAAGUCUGGCCAAAGUGGAGAAUGCUUGUUAUGCCUUGAAAGUCAGAGGUUCAGAAAUUCCAAAACAUAUGCUGGCAGAUGUCUUUUCAGUUAAAACAGAAAUGAUUGAUCAAGAAGAAGGCAUUUCUUAGAAUACCAUACUCCAUUGUUACUCUCUUGAGAGACCAGUUCGUAAGACUGUUAUUUUGUUAUUUAGUAUUUCGUUUGACUUUAUUGUGGCUUUUACAUAGAAACGUUUUCAGUUGUACUUGUUUUAAAUUGUAAACAAUUUGUACAUAAAAUUAUCAAGACGAAUCAUUUCUUACAUCUUACCCAUGAAAGUUUGCAUACAGAUGUUUGCAUAUAUGCCUAUUUGAAUUUUUGCUGGCUAAAUUUCAUCGUUUAUCUUUGUGAUGUGAACAUGCUUCAGAGUGCACUUUCUGCCAUACCUAUUUUAAUUUACAUUGUGUGAAGUUUGGAGUGAUAAUAUUAAGUGAAAGCCGUUUAUAAUUUAAGUUGGUGAUUUUGUUAUAUAUAGAGAAGAUUUCUUAGUUAUACAUCUGGACUUGAGCUUCCUUUUUAAAUUUCUUGGUAAUAUUUUGCCGAGCCUCCGUUAUAGGCUUAUUCCAUAGAACAAGAAUUAAAAAUUAUUAAGUUAUCAAUAUACUUAAUUUUAUGAGGUAUAAUAGAAUUCACAUUGUAUUCUGGCCAAUUUUUAGGCCAUUUUGAAUCCAUUUGAAAGAGCCUUCCAGAAAAAUUGACGGACACCCAGAUUUUAGUUUUUACAUUUAGUUUUUAUUCUUUAUCACAGAAAGUCUGAUAGUGAAUUGGAGCUAACAUUAUAAUAUUUUCACUGGUUUUUGAGUUCAACUGUGUACUUGUACAUAUAUCUGAAAAGCUUUUAGUAAUGAUUAUUUAGCAAUUCUUUUCUUGUUAUAUUACAUUAGGCAUGUUUCUUAUAGAUGCAUCUAUAAGAAAUUACAUUUAAAUAAUUACAAUGAAGUUUGCAAUUUUGAAAUACUAAGUUAAUUCAAACCUUUAUAGUUGUCCAGUUGUGUUACUUGAUAGCAUAAAAAGUUGCCAAAGAAAAUUUAUCAUGUACAAUUCAGCAAUAAGACAAUUGUCACCACAGUUGGGAAUAACAAUAGUAGUCUCUAGUAAUAUUUAGAAUUGGAAUUUGCCUAUGAAAUUAGUUAUAGAUUAUUCCCUGUGAUGUGAAACGGACUUGAGCAUGACCCUAUUGGCUGACAACCAGACAUUUCCAUUUGGUAUUGUGAGUUUUGAGAAUCUAGAUACUGGGUUUUAUUUGUGGAAAGACUAGCUGCUCUGUUUGCAAGGGCUGAUUCUUUGAAAGUGAAUUUUUUCCAAAAAAUAAUUAUCCUGUAAAGGAAAAUAAAACAUAGACAUGCCUAAUAAAUUAGAUUGGUUGGUUUGUUUUGGUGGUAGUAAGUUUUUUUGGUUUCCCUAUUUUGAAGACACUGCUAAAAUAUAGUCUGAUUACAUAUUUUUGUUUUUUUUGCCACUUGAAGUUAAAUUUAUAAUGUUAAAAGUAAAAUAAAUGGAUUGAUGAAUGUCUUACAGAUGUUUAAAACUGAAGUCUUUAAAUAAAAUAUUGAAAGAUAAAAGUUAAGCUUAUUUUUUUGAUCAUACUGAGAAAUAGUUAAUCAAACGGUUGUAGAAUUUUUGGCCUAAAUACGAAACCUAAUGUAAACUAGCUUAAUGCGGAGAUUUAUUUUUUCGUAAAAUUAGUCCAGAGGUAGGGAGAGUUUCUGAAAGGAUGCUCUUCACAUCAACCAUUGACCCAAACUGGGUAUCAUUCUCAUCUUUCUAAACCAGUUGGUGGAAAGGAGAAGAUCACCUUGAUAGAUCAAGGUACCUUUUUUCUAGAGGUGAAGUGCAAGCACAAGAAACCAAGUUAGGGCAUUGUCAUCAUAGGAAGAAGGGAAAUGGCCUUUUGAAGGGUAGGCAGUCAACAGUUACUUAUUACAGGUGGAUUGGUGCCAUUGCUAUUUGACGCAUUUCCAUAUUGCAUAUCAUACUAAUAUGGUGGGUGCUAUACAAUGAUAGAGGAUCUCUGAGUAUAUCCUGAAUGUUCCUCAGUUUUAAAAUAGUGGGCUCUGAUAGCAUCAUCUGUUGUAAUGUUUUUCAUCUUUAUUAUAAAAAGAAACUGGUUACAUGGCAAGUUACUAACAGAAUUCUGAAAUAAAAUUGGGUUAUUUCCUUUACAAA
Molecule: messenger RNA, 3134 nt
Organism: Canis lupus familiaris (dog)
Lineage: Eukaryota; Metazoa; Chordata; Mammalia; Carnivora; Canidae
Gene: TSNAX
Product: translin associated factor X
Exons: 6
Coding region: 185-1057 (290 amino acids)
Cellular component (GO): nucleus; cytoplasm
Molecular function (GO): sequence-specific DNA binding; RNA endonuclease activity; RNA binding
Source: RefSeq, a predicted model, not a curated record